CCGCCCCCUCCCGGAAGGCGGCGGCGGCGCGCGGAGCCCGGACCCCGACACCGACCCGCGCACCAUGGCUGCGUGCGCGCCGCUGCGCGACUGCCAGGCAUGGAAGGAUGCUGGACUCCCGCUGUCCACCUCAAGCAACGAGGCCUGCAGGCUGUUUGAUGCCACCCUGACCCAGUACGUAAAGUGGACCAAUGACAAGAGUCUUGGUGGCAUUGAGGGCUGCCUGUCAAAGCUCAAAGCAGCAGAUCCGACCUUUGCGAUGGGCCAUGCCAUCUCUAAUGGCCUCGUGCUGAUUGGCACGGGAAGCUCCGUGAGGCUGGACAAAGAGCUGGACCUAGCUGUGAAGACCAUGGUGGAGAUUUCCAAAACACAGCCGCUGACGCCACGGGAGCGGCUGCAUGUGUCUGCGGUAGAGACCUUUGCCAAGGGGAACUUUCCGAAAGCCUGUGAGCUAUGGGAACAGAUCCUCCGGGACUACCCGACAGACAUGUUGGCCUUGAAAUUUUCCCACGAUGCCUAUUUUUACCUGGGCUACCAGGAACAGAUGCGAGAUUCUGUGGCUCGAAUUUACCCCUUCUGGACACCCAACAUCCCCCUUAGCAGCUACGUGAAAGGCAUCUAUUCUUUUGGAUUGAUGGAAACCAACUUCUACGAUCAGGCAGAAAAGCUCGCCAAAGAGGCUUUAUCUAUUAACCCAACAGAUGCGUGGUCGGUGCACACCAUCGCCCAUAUUCACGAGAUGAAAGCAGAGAUCAAGGAUGGACUGGAAUUCAUGAAGCACUCAGAAACCCGCUGGAAGGACUCUGAUAUGCUGGCUUGUCAUAAUUAUUGGCACUGGGCUUUAUAUCUGAUUGAAAAGGGCGAGCAUGAGGCCGCGUUGACCAUUUUUGAUAACCAUAUCCUCCCCAGCUUGCGGGCCAACGGUGCAAUGCUGGAUGUGGUGGACAGCUGCUCCAUGCUCUACCGGCUGCAGAUGGAAGGGGUGUCUGUGGGUGACCGGUGGCAGGAUGUCCUGCCUGUGACCCAGAAGCACAGCCAUGACCACGUCCUGCUCUUCAACGACGCACACUUCCUGAUGGCGUCCCUGGGCGCGCGGGAACCCCAGACCACGCAGGAGCUGCUGACCACCCUGCAGGAUGUUACUGAGUCCCCAGGGGAGAACUGUCAGCACCUCCUGGCCCGUGACGUGGGGCUGCCCCUGUGCCAGGCCCUGGUGGAGGCCCAGAACGGGAACCCUGACCGCGUCGUGGAACUGCUCCUGCCCAUCCGCUACCGGAUCGUGCAGAUUGGAGGCAGCAACGCCCAGAGGGACGUCUUCAACCAGUUACUGAUUCACGCGGCCUUGAACUGCACCUCCGGCAUCCACAAGAACGUGGCCCGGAGCCUUCUGAUGGAGCGCGAUGCCUUGAAGCCCAACUCGCCCCUGACCGCGCGGCUCAUGCGCAAGGCAGCCGCCGUCCACCUCCUGCAGUGAGCUGGGCCUGGCCGCCUCCCCAGCCAUCAGAUCAGCUGCCCACUGGCUUCGGAGGGUUGGGAACAGCGAGAGCCUGUUUGCCAGGCUUGUUAGGGGUAAUCUGCAGCUUUAAGCAGAAAGCCCUGUAACCAGCAGCGUUAGAGGAAGGGGGGACACAAAUCAAUUUUAAACAUGAUUCAGAAUCUUCUUCUAAUCCUCGCUAUGGGCCGGGGUGCAGUUCUAACCAGUCAGAACCAACAUGGGUGCUGCGGUACCACUUGCUUUGCAAAUUCUGUUUUCCCAGGGGACUCGUACACCUCCUCUCCUGGUUGUUCAAGGGUUGGAAGGCAGCGGUGGGGUGGGGGCGGGCUCAGCUGGGGAGGAGGGUCUUCCACACAGCCCCCUAGGCUGCCCCAGGCAUAAACCCUCUCAUUUUGUCUUGCUCAUCAUAUUGUAGACAGCUUCUGUUAUCCCAUCUUUUGGGUGAGGGUACCCCUGGCGGGAAGGGACUUUCCCAGGGUCACAGCUAGUGGAGGCCCUGCUGAGAUUCACCUCAGGCCCCUGUCCUUCCUGAGGGAGGGGACCCCACCUCGCUGCCUGUGGCCUCGGCCCCCAGCUGCUGCCCCCACUGCUCUAUUCAUGGAAGCACAAGCACAUGAGUUGGCCCUUCUGCUGUCUCUAGAGAGAAGUCUGUGAGCUUCCUGGGGGCUUUGGUGGCACAGAUUUGGGCUUGUUGAUUCUUUUUGUGUGUGUGUGAGGAAGAUCGGCCCUGAGCUAACAUCUGCCAAUCCUCCUCUUUUUGCUGAGGAAGACUGGCUCCUGGGCUAACAUUCGUGCCCAUCUUCCUCCCAGCAUGGCUUGCCAAGCAGUGCGUUGGUGCGCACCUGGGAUCCGAACUGGCGAACCCUGGGCUACCGCAGCAGAGCGCGCGCACUUAACCGCUUGUACCGCCAGGCCGGCCCCGGGCUUGUUGAUUCUUUAUUCUAAACUGCACCUCGUAAAGGGGCCUUGGGUACGUGGUUUCCUCUGUCGACUGUGACUAAUCAGACGAAUGCACGUGCACUGAGCUGGUGCGCCUUCUGGGGUGUGAGGACUGAGCUCAAGGUGCCUUGCUGUGGCAGAAAUCAAAGCAUUGUGACAUGUGGCUUUAACAAGAUCUGAGCCAGUUUUAUAAAUGCUGCCUCGGCCUCCUGCUUCCCCGUUGUUAACCUGGCCCCGUGGUCCCUCCUGAGCGAGCUGCAGAUUUCAGUAGAAUGUGCUGGGUCAGUUGUGCUGUGUGAGAGGCGGUCCUGGCCCACAGAUGUUUUUCAGGUUCCUCUGGUGCACACUGAAAUUAAGUAGGGACUCAUGGGGGCAGGGAGGG
This is a messenger RNA of Diceros bicornis minor, 2816 nucleotides long. It is a transcript of the gene TTC38, whose product is annotated as tetratricopeptide repeat domain 38. Gene Ontology annotation, molecular function: protein binding. The record is from RefSeq and is a predicted model, not a curated record. Lineage: Eukaryota; Metazoa; Chordata; Mammalia; Perissodactyla; Rhinocerotidae. The transcript has 14 exons. The coding region runs from base 65 to 1474 and encodes 469 amino acids.